This is a messenger RNA of Rhagoletis pomonella (apple maggot), 6529 nucleotides long. RefSeq names its product potassium/sodium hyperpolarization-activated cyclic nucleotide-gated channel 2 (gene Ih). Gene Ontology annotation, cellular component: membrane. NCBI's taxonomy places the organism in Eukaryota, Metazoa, Arthropoda, Insecta, Diptera, Tephritidae. Bases 814 to 5193 code for a protein of 1459 amino acids. The transcript is spliced from 15 exons. Gene Ontology annotation, molecular function: voltage-gated potassium channel activity. The record is from RefSeq and is a predicted model, not a curated record. Gene Ontology annotation, biological process: transmembrane transport; potassium ion transport.
AAUAUAUUCAUACAAAUAAGCAAAACUUAUUACGUAUGUACAUAUAUUCAAGUAAAAUUAAUAGAAAGUACGCCGAUUUUUUCAACUGAACUAGUAUAUACAUACAUAAAUACUAAGUGCUACUGUAGUUACUAGCGACAUCGAUACUCAAACCCUGCCUACUUAUUUAUUAUUACAACAUAUGUAUGUACUACAUCCCAUAGAAGUUAAAGUGCUAUUGUACCUACACAUCUAUUACGAGUAUAAAAAUACAUACAUACGUAUAUAGUAACGUAAGAAAUCUACACUAGUACGUCCUUUUUACAUUAGUAUUUCGUACUGUACCCACCAAAUCCACAAACAACAGCAACGACAACUUCUUUUAUCAAAUAUCCUACCAAAUAUCUAUGCGGAAUGCACUUCAAAUGCAGAGGUGCAAAGUUGAAUGAAAUUAGUUGCAACAACCACCCAGCCACCAGCCACCCACCCACCACCUUUCAACUAAAGGACACUCAACAGAACUGAACUCCUGCAUAGCCAUACAUACAUAUGAAUGUGCGUAUAUUUAUAGUAGAAGCAGAUGUAUGAAUGCACACAUGUUUUGUUCAAUAAAUACAUGAAUCCAUACAUAUGGACAUUCUUAUAAGUGAAGCAUAAGAAAGAUGUACGCACAGGAGCCAGUGUAGUAAAAGUGAGGAUGUCAAAAACUUUCACCGUCGACGAUAUAUGUAAAUAAAAUAAAACGAGCAGAGACAACCAGUGAAAAGUAUGGUGACAGACAGUAGUGUGUUCCCGUAGACAGAGCGUUCACACAGCAUUUUAUGCGUGGAGAAAAUGCACGUAAAACACACUCAGCGCAGAGUUAGUGGGCCUGGAGCAUUUGGAACAUCAAAUAAUCAAUGUGAUAGCAGAGAAAACUUGAGCAGCGAUCAACAACAGCAACAGACUGCGUAUCAACAACAUCAGCAGCGUCUACAUCAACAACAGCAACCGUAUCAUCGACAGCAACAACAUUCACAUCCGCAUUUAUUGCGACAGUCUCUGAUCAACCUUACGGGCGCGCACAAUACCUGCAAUAAUAUCGGUGUUUCGAACGCAUCGGAACAACAGAGCGCUACUACAAGUAGAAGUGGCAUUGCCGCACCAUCGUCGUCGUCCCUCAACUACCCCAACUCUAAUACCACAAAACACACCAACUCCAACACCAGCACAUUACACAAAUUCAUUUCCUGCAGUUGUGAAUCACUCAAAUUUGCAGCAUCGGCCGUUGCGAGCAAGGCAAUAAUAAAGCGGUCGGGUCACAGUCCUGGAGACCCCGACAGUGAGUCAUUAAUCGAUAGUCAAAACACGGAUUAUAUCGAAUACAACGUUGCUUAUUUGGGUGCUGGUCAUACAGGGCACAGUGCUGGUUGCAUAAGUAGCAGCAUCAGUCGUGGCGGUGAUGACCAGCGCUCUCUGCAAAGUGAGCAUCUGUCGAGUCGGCUUAGCACCGUUUCCAAACAACAUUCAUACGACAGCAGCUGUAGCGGGCAACUUCAUAGUCUGACCUUAACCGCAAGAGAGCGCCAUAAUCAACACCAGCAGCACCAACUGGAUUGUACUGCCAAUUCGACGCGAGUGCCAAAUAGUCCGAUCAGUUGCACCAACAGUAACUACAGUAAUCAGAGUAACAUCUACGCAGGGAGAAGUGGGGGUGGAGGCACCGGUGGUGGAGACGCGGACGAAGAAAGAGAAAGAAACGGCGGCCCAUCCACCAUAUGUGAUGCAUAUAAAGACUUAAACCGUCACACAGCGAUCAAUAGCAAUAGCACAAGUUAUGGCAACGACUUCAAUGAGGACUUCAAGCACAUAGUCGUUCACAAUUUUAGCAAUUCCGAUCCAAUAACUCGUUAUAACACUAUAGGCGGUGAUAGUGGCGGUGACGGUUACACAGGUAUCAACGACACAACAGGCACAUACCGCUCGCACCUGAAACCACAUUACAGCGAUUGCAAUAUCUACGCGAAACAGCAAGCGGAAUAUUUUUCGAAUUUAAAAAGUGAUUUUGAUCAGUACGCACCGCAGGUUGAUAAACAAAAGCUAGUCAAUAAAACAUACAUUUUCAAGUGUCUCGCCAAUAGUCCUUCAUUUCUCAGAUCCAAUAAGGUCAAGGAGCAAUCGAAGAAACUUCGCAACUUGUCGCUGAAAAAUCGAGCGGGUAAAAAGAAAGGACAGUUAAUAGCAAAGUCGAAUGCGGUUUCCGACAAUUCUCUGCAUCCUGGUGACAAAUACCUCAGUUUAUAUCUAGUCGAGAAGAAAAACUCACAGCAACAGCAACAGGUUCAGCACACACAACAACAGCAGGCUGGGCAAUUAGAAACGACUGCAAGUGGAGUGAAUACGCGACCAUUGAGUUCGCCUCCAGUUAUAUCUGGCAGACAUCAACAAGAGCAACAAUUUCAACGAGAUCAGCAACACGGAGUUGCAGCGUCAAGCACGAACACACAACAGCAACAGUGCCUCGUAAACGGAGCGGUGCGAACACAUCCCACAUAUCGACGUCAGUCCUCAAUAAAGCGCGAUUCGAAAGAUCGGGGCGCAACAUUCACGCCGACAGCAUCGACACAUAGGAAUCCAAAGGUCACCUCCAACAACAAUAAAAGCUGCAAUCUGAACAACAACGGCAAUAAGCUAAGCGUAAGCACGAAUUCGUGCAACAAGCUGCACGUGGCAGCAGCGGGUAUACAUCCAUAUGCCACACCGCCCAAGAGUUCGCUAUCGAGCAAUGGACACUUGAAUAAGUAUUGCCUGACAGACAUUAGUCGUCGACGGAAGGCGGCGUUCAAUCGACAGCUAAGUGCUCCCACUGAUUAUACGCAUUCUUCCAACAACAACAACGGCAACAGCGGAUCACAUUCAGCUACCGAAGCCGCUUGCGAGUCAACAUCUACAGUAGCCAGCGCAGGCGUGGGCUCAGUAACGGCAAAGGCGUCCACAUCCCUGCAGAAUUCCGUUCUAAUAAAGCCAACAUCUACGUCCAAUUCGUGUACGAACAGUUUCAAUCGGCGACAUAUUAAGCGUCAGAAGAAUACUAAAUUAAAUGAGAGAUUAAUUCAUGGAGACAGUGAGGAAUCUGUACGCUGCUCAUAUUGCUCCGUUUUGAAUGAGAACGACUUACGUAUAUCUUUUGAAAAUACCUGCACCGAUUCUCUAGUAACAGCAUUCGAUGAUGAGGCUUUAUUAAUAUGCGACCAAGGAAACGAAAUGGCAAGAACAAAGGUUCACUUUGAUGACGUGUCGUUAUAUGGCACUCCGAAGGAGGAGCCAAUGCCUUCCAUCCCUGUUGUUUCGGAAAAAGUUUCUGCGAAUUUCCUAAAAAGUCAAUUGCAAUCAUGGUUUCAACCGACGGACAAUCGGUUGGCCAUGAAGUUGUUCGGCAGUCGGAAAGCGCUGGUUAAAGAAAGAAUUCGUCAGAAAACUUCCGGUCACUGGGUUAUACAUCCUUGCAGUUCAUUUAGAUUUUAUUGGGACCUUUGUAUGCUUUUAUUAUUAGUAGCAAAUCUUAUAAUCCUGCCAGUCGCAAUAUCAUUCUUUAAUGAUGAUCUGAGCACAAGAUGGAUUGCCUUCAACUGCCUAAGUGAUACAAUUUUUUUAAUAGAUAUUGUAGUCAACUUUAGAACAGGUAUAAUGCAGCAAGAUAACGCAGAACAGGUUAUACUGGAUCCUAAGCUUAUCGCUAAGCAUUAUUUAAAAACAUGGUUUUUCCUGGAUUUAAUUUCUUCGAUCCCUCUUGACUACAUUUUUUUGAUUUUCAAUCAAGUAAAGGAUUUUUCCGAUUCCUUUCAAAUACUUCAUGCGGGGCGUGCUCUUCGUAUUCUACGCCUGGCCAAGUUACUUUCUCUGGUUAGAUUAUUGCGGCUUUCGAGGCUUGUACGCUAUGUCUCACAAUGGGAGGAAGUAUACAUUCUGCAGAAUCUGCAAAAAAAAAGUGCCGAUCGAAGAGGGAGAAUGCAUAGAAAAGACAAAGAUGGCUUGACUAAAAGCAACCUCAUUCUGAAGUUCCUCAAUAUGGCAUCAGUCUUUAUGAGGAUCUUCAAUCUGAUAUGCAUGAUGCUUCUUAUCGGCCACUGGAGUGGUUGUUUGCAGUUUUUAGUGCCAAUGCUACAAGGUUUUCCAUCAAACUCAUGGGUAUCCAUUAACGAAUUACAGGAGUCAUAUUGGCUUGAACAGUAUUCAUGGGCUUUAUUUAAGGCGAUGUCUCAUAUGCUUUGUAUAGGUUACGGCAGAUUCCCGCCGCAGUCAUUGACAGAUAUGUGGCUGACGAUGCUAUCGAUGAUAUCAGGUGCUACUUGUUAUGCAUUGUUCUUGGGCCAUGCGACCAAUUUGAUCCAAAGCUUGGAUUCUAGCAGACGGCAAUAUCGUGAAAAGGUGAAACAGGUAGAGGAGUACAUGGCCUAUCGGAAGCUUCCGCGUGACAUGCGCCAAAGGAUUACCGAGUAUUUUGAGCAUCGAUAUCAAGGAAAAUUUUUUGACGAAGAAUGUAUACUUGGUGAACUAAGUGAAAAACUGCGAGAGGAUGUAAUCAAUUACAACUGUAGAUCUCUCGUUGCGUCCGUGCCUUUUUUUGCUAAUGCUGAUUCAAAUUUUGUUUCUGACGUCGUAACGAAACUGAAAUAUGAAGUUUUUCAGCCCGGUGAUAUUAUUAUAAAAGAAGGUACAAUUGGAACAAAAAUGUACUUCAUCCAAGAAGGCGUGGUAGAUAUUGUUAUGGCGAACGGAGAGGUUGCGACUUCACUUUCCGAUGGCUCGUAUUUUGGUGAGAUUUGCCUGUUGACGAAUGCAAGGCGAGUGGCCAGUGUGCGUGCGGAAACCUAUUGCAAUUUAUUUUCUUUAAGUGUAGAUCACUUUAAUUGCGUUUUGGACCAAUAUCCAUUAAUGAGGAAAACUAUGGAAACAGUUGCUGCAGAGCGUUUAAACAAAAUUGGGAAAAAUCCAAAUAUUAUGCAACAAAAGGAUGAACAAAUCAGUAAUCCAGAAUCAAACACCAUCACAGCAGUGGUUAAUGCCUUAGCUGCCGAGGCAGACGACUGCAAAGACGAUGACAUGGAUAUCAAGGAAAAUUUGCUUCAUGGCUCAGAGUCGAGUUUCAUGGGACCGGUGCAAACGAUAAGGGAAGGGCUACCUCGACCACGUAGCGGCGAGUUCCGUGCGCUCUUUGAGGGCAAUACUCCAUGACACUGAAGCCUGGAGCAGAUAGGUAUAUAGCAAGAACAAAAAAUGCAAUUGCAACUAUUGCAUAUCCCUUAUAUAGUACGAUCACGACGAGCAACAAUAUGAUAAAUCAUCGGAAGGAUGUACAGACAUAUGUACAUAUGAAUGUAUGUAUGUACAUGAUGCAUAAAACCAUACUACGUGAAUGACCAUACAAAGACACACACUUAAACAUAUUGUAUACGUGUACUCGUACUCGUAAUAAAACAACUAAUGUCCUCAGCAAUUAAUCAUAAUUUCAGCUCCGCUAACUGUGAUGACUUUAAUAAUAAGAAUCGAAAUUUGAAAACUGGUGAACUAACUCUACUACAUACAAAAUUCAUACAUACCGCAUAAAAAACUUAAUACAUAUUAAUUCGAGUAUGAAACCCAUGAUAAUUAUAAUUAAAUAAAAUGUAGUGAAAUAAUGAGAACCAAAAAAAAUAUAUACAUAUAUAUGUAUAUAUAUAUGUAUUGUAUAAAUCACUCGCUAGUGUACAGGUUAUUUAAGCAUAAAAACGACGACGAUGGCGACUCGAAGAGACUUCAAAGCAACACUAUAGAAAUAAAAAAAUUUUGAAGAUAAACAUGAAACUUAGUAUGAUACCUAUAACAAAAAAAAAACAUAAAGAACCUUACCAUACCAAACAAACAAAAGAAAAUUGCAUGUUAAUUAUAACACGCUGCAUUGCUAUUGAAUAACAAUGCGAUGAUUAUUACUGUUAGAGCCGAACAAAAAUUAUAAGUUAAAUUAAUUUACACAAUGAAAUAUAUAGUAGUUCUAACGCAACCUGAGCAAAAAAAAACACAAAAAAACGAAAAUAAAACAAAGAAAAAUUAAAUUAAAAAAAUAAAUAAAAAACAAUGCGAUCGACUAGCGACAUGCAUACUGAAUACAAAAACAAUACUACCUAACUAAAACGAACAUACUUACAAUACAAGCAAACCAACCAAAGCAACUAACAUGCAUACAUAUACACUUACCUGAAACCAAAAGCAACAAAAACAGUACAUACUUACAUACAUAUAGUACAGUACAUGGAAUAUAGAGAAUUUUUGUCUUUUUAUAGCAAGCUGUUAUAUUUUUUUAGUUGAAUCGAAAAAUUGCAAGUUGUAUUUGUUUAAACUAAGAUCUGAGAGAAGUACUCAUAAAAAUGAAGGUGGAGUGUUGAGCAAGCAAAUAGAAACACAUGAUAGUGCACGUGCUGGAACAGUUUAAAACGAUCAAAUGAGACAAUGAGACAAAUUAUUGAGUAUCUUAGUAUUUUAUUACACGUAAACUAAUAAAACCAGAAGGACAACGUUUGCCUUGAAACGAAAA